Impatiens glandulifera is the source of this 1491-nucleotide messenger RNA. Its product is annotated as protein IQ-DOMAIN 22-like. The record is from RefSeq and is a predicted model, not a curated record. NCBI's taxonomy places the organism in Eukaryota, Viridiplantae, Streptophyta, Magnoliopsida, Ericales, Balsaminaceae. Bases 86 to 1363 code for a protein of 425 amino acids. The transcript has 3 exons. Gene Ontology annotation, biological process: homophilic cell-cell adhesion. Gene Ontology annotation, cellular component: membrane. Gene Ontology annotation, molecular function: calcium ion binding; protein binding.
CUUUCUCUCUCUAUUUUCUCUCUCUAUAAAAUGAUGAACACUGAAGAAAACCGCAUCAGUUUCGAAUCAUCAAUCCAUUAGAACAAUGGGAAAAGCAACGAAAUGGCUGAAGAAAUUCUUCAGCAUUAAGAAGCAAAUCUCACCUCCACAGCUACAAUCUCCUGAUCAAGCAACCACGACUUGUUUCCCUCAAUCAAAUCAUCAGCGAAAUGUCAAAUCAACUCGUCAGAAUCAUCAUCGCGUUUCUACCGAUAGCAAUGAACGAUCCGCCGAUUCAAUUUCAUCUACAAACAACGUCGUCGUCGUCGAUCAAAGCAAACAAUCGAUAGUCGUUCCGGCGCCGAAUCCUACCUGUGUUGUUAACAAAAGCUAUAGCGGUUUCCAGAUCCGUAAACAGUUGGCGGCAGUUACGAUUCAAUCGCAUUUUCGAGGAUAUUUGGCUAGAAGGGCGAAACGAGCAUUGAAAGGAUUAGUGAAGUUACAAGCAUUGGUUAGAGGUAAUAUGGUGAGGAAACAUACAGCGUUUAUGAUGGUUCGAUUGGAAGCAUUGUUGAGAGCUCAAGCUCGAGCAAGGUUAGGUCGGUCUCAAUCGCAAUCGCAACCGCUUGGAUCGAAUUCAUUGGCUAAGUCUUCUCAAUUUGAAUCUGACACACAGGGUCCAUCAACACCCGAGAACUUUGAACUUGCCAUAGCGAAAAGGAAGAACUCAUCGAGAUUCAAGCUACACACCGCUCCUGAAUUGCAGAAAAGUGGCUCAAAACGAAUGCUAGACAUAGAUCAAAUCUACGAAACAGAAUCAAACCAGAAAGGAUCAAACUCAAAACCAAUCUUCACAUAUGACAAAGAAAAGAUAAACAGUCCAAAACCAUCUUUCCCAUCGUCAUCGUCAUCAAACCGAAUAAGUCCCAAGAAACCAUUCGACCGAUCCAAUUCCUCCGAUCAAUACAGUCGCAUGUUCACAGCCACCUCCGUAGAUUCAACUGCCCAAUCUGUAUCUUCAUACGAAGUUCAAUCCUUAACUCCCGUGAAAUUCCAUUUAUGCCCCAUAAAUGAUCAAGACCCAAUAACCCCAACCAGAAGCAUCAACAGCUUAAGAAGCACAUCCACUAAUAAUCACCCAAGUUACAUGUCUGGCACACAAUCCUCAAUUGCCAAAACAAGAUCCUUAAGUGCCCCUAAACUAAGGCCUGGUUUGGAAAGAUCUACUUCUACUUCAACUACUACAAAAAGAGUACUAUCUCUUCAUGGAUAUCCUACUGCUGACCAAACAAAGUUUCCGCAAAGCAACCUUGCGAAAAAAGCUUAUCCUGGUUCUGGUCAGUUAGAUCCACUCGGUAUGCCUUAUUAUGUCUCUGAAUUCUAAAACUGACCUUUCUCUAAGUCCCCUAAUCUAAUCUUAGGAUGCUUUUGAUAAAAAAAGAAUGUUUAAUAAACUAAAUUAAGUUUAUCUGAAUUUCAAGUAUUUUGUGCAAUCUUAUCAUAUUAUGAGUU